Messenger RNA from Adineta ricciae, 1491 nucleotides. Lineage: Eukaryota; Metazoa; Rotifera; Eurotatoria; Adinetida; Adinetidae. The record is from the annotation of a GenBank genome assembly.
AUGAUAAAUAGUCAAACAUCUUCAAAUGAUGGACCACAUUCAUCAUCUGAAAACAAUAAUGAUUCAUUAAAUGAUAAUUUUGAUAAUCCAAAAGACGAAUCUUUAUCAAAUGAUGAUAAUCAUAAAGAAACAUUGAAUUCAAUCCAAGAUGGAAAAGUUCCCAAACCAGAUGAUGAACGAAAAUUAUUUGUUGGGCAAUUAUCAUCCGAUAUAACAAGAGAAGAUUUAGAAAAAUAUUUCUCCAAAUUUGGUUCAAUUGAGGAUGUCACAAUAAAAUAUGAUGUCCCCGGUGGAAGAGCACGUGGUUUUGCUUUUAUUCUAUUCGACGAUAAAGAAUCGAUACAAAAAGUUCUUCAUGUUCAAUCUCACACGAUUAAUCAAUGUCAAAUUGAUCCAAAACCAGCACAUCGACGUCCACCUGUGACAAAUCCGGUGAAGAAAAUAUUUCUUGGUCAACUUCCAAUUGAUUUUGUUGAACAAGAUUUAUCUGAUUAUUUUUCACAGUUUGGAAUUAUCGACACAAUUGAAUUGCCUAUGGAUCGAGAGAAAAGUGUUCGUCGUCCAUUUGGCUUUGUUUCAUUUUCGUCUGAGAAGAGCGCCGAAGAAGUUUUACGUCAGCAACGUCAUUCAGUCAAUGGCGCGUCCAUUGAAGUUCGGCCAGCGAAACCACGUCCUCACGAUCAACAUCAAUUACAAAUGCAACAGCAGUAUCAAUACGGAGAAUAUAUAUCACCACAUCAUUUUAAUAAUGUUUUUAUCUCACCAAUCUCGAAUGCUACAAUGCCACAUCCGUCUAUGAUGAAUACACCGAUGAAUCCGAAUGUUUAUUACACACCAAAUAAUAAUAAUAAUAAUUAUUCUGUACCAAUCGAGCAAUGGAGUCAAGGAACAAAUAAUGGUGGAACAUAUUGGAACUCAAACAAUGGUGAUAGUAGAAAUAAUCAUAAUAAUAGUAGUACGUCGGGCUCACAAUGGUCAACAGGAAAUAAUGGUGGUGGAUUAUCAUCAACGAAUAGCAGUAAUAAUGUAUAUGGAACAUUAGGUAAUUCAGGUUCAUCGUCAUCCUCAGUUUAUUCACAAAAUCAAGGACAACCGAUAUAUAAUUCGAAUGGAAUGAACCAACAAAAUCCAUAUGCACAGUCGAAUUAUCCUAAUCAGAUUCAAUCGUCGUAUGCUCUACCAUCGUCACAGUCAACAGGAAACAUUUAUUCAAGUGGAUAUUCAUCGUCAGCGCCACCUAAUGAUAUCCAAUCGCCGUCCGCAUCAUGGAAUCAAUAUCUAUCUGUUAAUGGCAACAAUCAAAUAAAUUAUGAUCCAAAUGUUUACUAUACACCAUAUUACCCAAACAUGUUCGCUCAACAGUACUAUUCGCAACAAAUACCUAAUCAAAACCAAGCACAAGUGCCAGUCGAACAAACUGUAUCACCAAAUGGGUUUCCAACAUCAUCAAAUGGUGGUUUAGAAAAAUCGUAUCAACAUCUUUCUCGAUGA